AGCGUCUUGAAGGCAACACAGCUGCCACCACCCCUUCCCUGCGCAUGCGCACCACCCAUCGCCUAAGAAGCGGACAUGGCGACGUCCCUGAUCUGCGGACGUUUGACGGCUCGCCUGAGGACUUCAGGCCGCAGAAGCGCGAUUAGCUCCGCUUCCAAGGUUCUAGCGGGAUCCUGGGGCCUGACUGGAGGCCAUGUGUGCCAGCUGCAGCAGCAGAGGAGCCUCUCCUUGCACGAGUACAUGAGCAUCGGCCUGCUGAAGGAGGCCGGCAUCGCCGUGCCCGAGGGCAUGGUGGCCGCCUCCCCGGACCAGGCCUACUCCGUGGCCAAGCAGAUCGGUUCCAAGGACCUGGUGGUUAAAGCUCAGGUCCUGGCGGGCGGCAGAGGCAAGGGCACCUUCGAAGGCGGACUUAAGGGAGGAGUCAAGAUCGUCUACUCGCCGGAGGAGGCGCGAGACAUUUCCUCCCAGAUGAUCGGCCGCAAGCUGUACACCAAGCAGACGGGGGAGGCGGGCCGCAUCUGCAACCAGGUGUUCAUCUGUGAGCGCAGGUAUCCUCGCAGGGAGUACUACUUCGCCAUCACCAUGGAGAGGUCAUUCCAGGGCCCCGUGUUGAUCGGCAGCUCGCAGGGGGGUGUCAACAUCGAAGAUGUGGCGGCAGAAAACCCAGACGCCAUCGUGAAGGAGCCCAUCGACAUUGUGGAAGGCAUCAAGAUGGAGCAGGCGCUCAAGGUGGCACAGAAGAUGGGGUUCCCUGCGGCGCUGCAGAAGGAGGCGGCAGAGAACAUGGUCAAACUCUACCAAGUCUUCAUCAAGUACGACGCCUCCAUGUUGGAGAUCAACCCCAUGGUGGAGGACUCCUCUGGUCUUGUCAUGUGCAUGGACGCCAAGAUCAACUUUGACUCCAACGCAGCCUACCGCCAGAAGAAGGUCUUUGACCUGCAGGACUGGACUCAGGAGGACCCUCGAGACCGGCAGGCGGCCUUGGCCGACCUGAACUACAUCGGACUGGACGGAACCAUCGGUUGUCUGGUCAAUGGUGCGGGUCUGGCCAUGGCCACCAUGGACAUCAUCAAGCUGCACGGCGGCACACCUGCCAACUUCCUGGAUGUAGGAGGCGGAGCUACAGCCCAUCAGGUGACGGAGGCCUUCAAGCUGAUCACCUCAGACAAGAAGGUCCAGGCCAUCCUGGUCAACAUCUUUGGAGGCAUCAUGAGGUGUGACGUCAUCGCCCAGGGCAUCAUCAUGGCCGUGCGAGACCUGGACCUCAAGAUCCCCAUCGUCGUGCGUCUGCAAGGAACACGAGUGGACGACGCCAAAGCUCUCAUUGCUGCCAGUCCCUUGAAAAUACUUGCCUGCGACGACCUGGAUGAAGCCGCCAGAAUGGUCGUCAGACUUUCAGAAAUCGUCUCACUGGCUAAAGAGGCUCAAGUGGACAUCACCUUCCAACUUCCUAUUUGAGCUUCCUUGCCUCUAACACUCCCCCAGAAGCUAGCCCCUCCUCCUUGUGUGUGUGUGUGUGUGUGUGUGUGUGUGUGUGUGUGUGUGUGUGUGUGUGUGUGUGUGUGUGUGUGUGGCCAGCAUGGUGUGACCCUUACAUCAUAGUUCUUCUUUGAUUGGGGGUGGGGAUUUCUCUUAGUUGAUGCAAGGCCCUUCCCACACUCCAUCCCGGCCACGCCCCCUUUCUCCCUGUGACGUGACACAUUGCGACCUGAUGAUGUAAAUAAACAAAGUCAAUAUUUAUGUCAUUGUCAGAACAAUAAAGAGAGGACUUAAAACUGA
Messenger RNA from Nerophis ophidion (straightnose pipefish), 1779 nucleotides. RefSeq names its product succinate-CoA ligase ADP-forming subunit beta (gene sucla2). The transcript has 11 exons. The record is from RefSeq and is a predicted model, not a curated record. Gene Ontology annotation, molecular function: succinate-CoA ligase (ADP-forming) activity; ATP binding. Gene Ontology annotation, cellular component: succinate-CoA ligase complex; mitochondrion. Gene Ontology annotation, biological process: succinyl-CoA metabolic process; tricarboxylic acid cycle. Lineage: Eukaryota; Metazoa; Chordata; Actinopteri; Syngnathiformes; Syngnathidae. Bases 76 to 1458 code for a protein of 460 amino acids.